This is a messenger RNA of Seriola aureovittata, 2672 nucleotides long. RefSeq lists its product as uncharacterized. Bases 1796 to 2425 code for a protein of 209 amino acids. The transcript is spliced from 5 exons. The record is from RefSeq and is a predicted model, not a curated record. NCBI's taxonomy places the organism in Eukaryota, Metazoa, Chordata, Actinopteri, Carangiformes, Carangidae.
GUAUGUAUGCUUAUAUUGUAGAUAUACUGUAUGUUACAUAAAUAUAUAUCCUUCCCAAAGUCUGUCACUAUACGUUGGUAUUAUAUACAUUAGGGUCCAAAAGUCUGAGCCCUCUUUCCUGGAAUGAGAAGAUAGACAUGUUUAAAAUUAAUGAGAAUAAUUAAUAGUAAUAAUAAUAUGUUAAUGAGAAUACAUAAUAGUUCAUUGGGAAAAACAUAUAUAAGUACAUUUUAAGGUAUAUUGUCAUAAUGUUAGAUACUAAAAAUAAACAAAUAUCACAUAGAUAUUUUUAAUAUGUGUACAUAUAAAAAUGUAUGUUAUAAACUUAUAUUUUCAUAUAUCCAGAGGAUGUACAUAUUUGAUAAUAAUACAUCGCCUUAUAGGUGAAAUAUAUGGCAACAUAACUCUUGAUAUAGUGACAUAUAUGUCAUAUAUUACAUAUCUGUAUGGGUUAAUAAAAAAUGUGAAUCAGAGAAAUGAGGCUAAAAAAAUAUGUGGAUGUGAAUGGAGACAGUAAAAUAUAGCAGAUUAUAAAACUUAAUUAUAAAAUGUUUGUAUAUCGUUAAAAAGAAAUCUUAUAGAGCAAGUUUCUAAACCCACGUUACAAAGUGCAUUACACAAGGCAGCAGAAUACAAAAAAGUCACUGUCUUGAAUUGUGGAAUUACUCUCAGGGGAUUCAUUCUUCAAACUAGAAAAAUCAAGAAAUGUUCUGUAAAGAAAUAUUUCAUUUGUCAUAGUAAAAACAAUAUUGCAUUAAUAUUAAAUGUAAUGACCUGUUUACACUUCAGAUAACUGUGUGCCUACUUGCCCUGCUAUUAGGAACUAUGAUAAAUUACUUAUUUCUGAUAAAGACAGUCAACGACAGGGGCCUUUUCUUGAGUGCUUUUCUCUGUUUUGUUUUGUUUUCUUGAGAUUCUGAAUAAUUGCUUCGGUCAUUACUCAUCUGCAUCAUGAGACUCAUGAAAUAUUCCCUUAAGAUGCACAGUCAAGACUGAACUUUGCUGCCUCUUGAAAAAAAAAAAAGAAGUUUCAGAUUUUAGUCAUUUUUAACAGCUUGCCACUUUCGCUGUCAGGGUUGAAUGACUAUGACAGUGCACAUUAAUUCACAUUCCUGUAAAUUCACCAGUGUCACCCUUAAAAAGAAUAUGAAAUUAAGGCAGUUAUUAAAACAGUAUAUGAGCAUGCACAUCAAUAAUUAAAAGAAAAAUUGAGAUACAGUAUAGUUCACUCUGAAGAUUUUACACACAGGUUCCCAUUUGCUUUCUUUCCUCAUCUGUCAGUUUUUCUGUGUGAUGUUAAAUAUUAAAUAUAUUGAAGAGGUGAUGCAUCUUGAAUACACAGUCAUACUCUGUACUUAAAGCCACAGGGACGUAAUCACAUAAUGUGAGAAGAAACUGUUUAUUAUGAGUUAAAAUAAUGUGGUAUUAUCGACCAGGACAACCUAAACCUUAAAUCAAUUCUCCUGAAAACACUCAUUCCACUCAUGCCACUGACAAAAAAAGCAGUUGUAGAUGCAUUUUCUCUGUAGCACGACUGACAUCAGCUAAAGGGAGGACAACCUAAUGCUAUAUUAGGUUUCUUACAGGACAAUUUCCUCACUUCUGCCUGAAUCAUAUUGGUGACCACAAGAUGCUGAAACAGAGUGAGUAAGAGAGAGAGAGAGAGAGGAAAAACAAGAAAAAACUCCAGAUCUGUUAGAAACCGAAAGAAAGAUCACAAAUAUAUAAACUGUUUGUGAGCGUCACUAAAGCAUGUUUGUAUCCUCCUCAGAGUGGCGUUCACUGCACCUCCAAGAUGACUGUUUGGUGGCGGGCUCUCAUCCUCCUUUGCUGCAUUCUGAACUGUGUGGACUCUGCUCCGUCCCCAGUCUCCCACAACAAUGAAUUUAAGAACUCGUUUCGUCUCACGAGGUCCAGCCGAACUCGUGUCCAGCAGCUGCUGAAGAAAUAUAAGGAGCAGCUGUUGGGCAAUAAGGAUUUUGAGGACAGAGGCCGACAGUUGAAGGACCUGCCAUCACUUUCUACGGAUUUCUACAGCUGGCUGAAGCUGACGGACUGGGAACGACUGUAUGCUGCUUUCUGGGACAUGCAGGCCUACUGGAAUAUGCUGGAUUGGAAGAGAAAAGAGUUGGAGAGGGAGGAGAAAGAGCAGAGUGCAGCCCGCACCGCUUUAACUCGGAGCAUAAACCACAUUCAGCUGGAUCUGAGGGACCUGAUGAACCAAGUCAGCAGUCAGAUGAGUUACAUGAAGAGGUCCUGGACGAAGCCGACCUCUGCUCCGGUAGGGACGCCCUUGAUCCCAGAAACCAGCUCCAAAACAGUAUGGGACCGCAGAGUGGAGGGUUACAUCAUUCUGAGGGAUCUAGACCUUUACCUCACCAAGCUGGCAAGAGACUUCCUCCUACUGUCUAACAAAUCACACUGAUGACUCAAUACUGAAAAAGUGCUCUGUGACCCUGACAGCACAUGCAUGCACACAAACACACAAGAGGAAGAAAAAGCUGAACUGAAAAUAAGCACCUAACGGAAACUUGCAAUAACAUUGAUAACAUUAAUCAGGCUUUAGUGGUGCUGUCAGCACUUUAUGUGGAUCUCUUAUUUGAGCAAGUUUGCUUUUUAUACAUAAUGUAUUCCAGUAUAUUUAAGGGUUUUCUUGGGUAUUUCCCAUAGUU